Molecule: messenger RNA, 1347 nt
Organism: Nerophis lumbriciformis (worm pipefish)
Lineage: Eukaryota; Metazoa; Chordata; Actinopteri; Syngnathiformes; Syngnathidae
Source: RefSeq, a predicted model, not a curated record
AUGCUGGACGGACUCAGGCGGCGGCACGCCUCACGUUCCUCCCCGCGGCCCCUCUCCCUCAACUUCAGCACCUUCUCGGCGCCUCCCCCGAGCCCGGACUUGGACGGCGGCAAUGAGCAUCCAAUCAGGAGGACUCUGCACCGCCUCAAGCUGAUGAGCUCGCCCAGCCUUAGCGAGCUAGCUAAGAGCGACAAGGGUUCACCGGAGGACAGAGGCGAGAAGCAGAAGAGGGCGGGAGCUAAUGCCACCUGGAACAGCAUCCACAACGCCGUCAUCUCAGUCUUCCAGAAGAAAGGUUUGGCCGACAACGAACUUUACGCUCUCAAUGAAGGCGUCCGGCACCUGCUGAAAACUGAGCUGGGUUCUUUCUUCACGGAAUACCUUCAGAACCAGUUGCUGACAAAGGGCAUGGUCAUCCUGAGGGACAAAAUAAGGUUCUACGAAGGUCAGAAAUUACUGGACUCUCUAGCAGAGACGUGGGACUUCUUCUUCUGUGAUGUGCUCUCCAUGUUGCAGGCCAUUUUUCAUCCAGUCCAGGGGAAGGAACCGUCCGUCCGCCAGCUGGCUCUGCUCCACUUCCGGAGCACCAUUGUCCUGAGCGUCAAGCUGGAAGACGCCCUGUCACGGCCACGGGCGCGAGUGCCGCCUUCCGUCACGCAGAUGCUGCUCGUGUUGCAGGGUGUCCACGAGUCACGCGGUGUGAAUGAGGACUACCUGAGGUUGGAAUCUUUGCUUCAGAAGGUGGUAUCGCCUUACUUGGGAACUCACGGACUUUAUUCGGGAGAUGACACGGAGGACCACUGUUGUGUUUUAGAGAAGCGCUUCCAGUGGGGCUGGUCCAAGUCGGCCGAGCACCUGUCCAAGAACCCCGUGGUACGUUCCAAAAGCUACAACAUUCCACUGCUGCUGACGCCAGUGGCGGAGUACGACGCAGACUGCGGAUCGGUGGGCAGCGGGGGGAUCCGCCGUCACUCGGCCUGCGAGAUCUCCUCCUGCUUAGAAGAGCAAAAGUUGAACUACGCUGAGCCACUCUGCGGCUCCGCCUCCAACAGGCUUUGUGUGGGCUCGCACUACAAAGGUGCCAUGGCGACAGGCGGCGCCUCCGCCGAUCUCCCUCCGUCACCUCCGUCCAUCCUGCGCUCGUCGGGGGCCCUCCACGGCACCGAGGCUACCACCACCGUCACCGACCUGGGCCGAGCGGCGUCCUGCUCGCCGCCCAGCGAGUCGUCCAGCCCCGAAACCAUCAUAGGGCAAGCGCUCCGCUCCGCCGACUCCGACUCGGACGGGAUAUUCAUCGACUUCCCGCCUCGCUCGUCCGCUCGCGAGAGCAGGCAAAGCACGGUGUAG